GCGAGUUUCCCCACUCUUCCUCUCCCCUCGCGUCUUUACAUGUGCGCCGGACUCACAGCUCUCUCCUGAACGGACAUUGCAGGGGGGAAAAAGGGACGAAUUCAACAUGGAACAUGAAUACUGACUUGGGGAAAUAAAUAAACGAGGGGAAAACAACAUUCCUCAUCAUCUGACGCGUUUUUUACCUCUUGCGCAUCUUUUCCUCUUUCUAAAUGUCUCUCAACAGUUUCUGAAGGGAUCCGAGGAAAGGAACAAAAAAAAAUGAGGAUUAUUAUUUUUUCUUGGCACUUUCUUGGGGUGUAUUCCGCCCUUUGGGGACUGGUGACAGGGGCUUUUCCCAGCUCAGUGCAGAUAGGUGGACUGUUCAUUAGGAAUACAGAUCAGGAGUACACAGCAUUCAGACUAGCUAUCUUCCUUCACAACACCAGCCCUAACGCUACAGAAGCUCCCUUUAACCUGGUUCCACACGUUGACAAUAUAGAGACUGCCAACAGCUUUGCAGUGACCAAUGCAUUCUGUUCACAGUAUUCGAGGGGGGUCUUUGCCAUCUUUGGCCUUUAUGACAAGCGGUCGGUGAACACGCUGACGUCGUUUUGUGGAGCCCUCCACAUCAGCCUGGUGACCCCUAGCUUCCCUACCGAGGGCGAGGGACAGUUCACACUGCAGCUCCGGCCGUCCAUCAGAGGAGCUCUGCUGUCCCUGCUCGACCACUACGACUGGAACAGAUUUGUCUUCCUUUAUGAUACAGACAGAGGUUAUGCAAUACUGCAGGCAAUUAUGGAGAGAGCGGGGCAGAAUGCAUGGCAGGUGAGCGCAAUCUGUGUGGAGAGUUUCAAUGAUGCUGCAUACCGCAGACUCUUAGAAGACCUGGACCGACGACAGGAGAGGAAAUAUGUGAUCGACCUGGAGCCUGAGAGACUGCAGAACAUCCUAGAGCAGGCCGUUAGUGUGGGGAAACAUGUUAAAGGAUACCAUUACAUCAUAGCAAACCUGGGAUUCAAGGACAUUUCCUUGGAGAGAUUCAUGCAUGGUGGUGCCAAUGUGACUGGUUUCCAGCUGGUAGACUUCAGCAAACCUAUUGUCAUAAAGCUCAUGCAGCGGUGGAACAAACUAGACCAGCGAGAAUAUCCUGGAUCUGAAAGCCCACCUAAGUAUACUUCAUCUCUAACGUAUGAUGGUGUUCUUGUAAUGGCCGAGGCUUUCCGCACCCUUCGCCGUCAAAAAAUUGACAUCAGUCGCCGUGGCAAUGCUGGGGACUGCCUUGCUAAUCCAGCAGCUCCCUGGAACCAAGGAAUAGAUAUGGAGCGAGCACUGAAACAGGUGCGUAUUCAGGGCCUAACUGGAAAUAUUCAGUUUGAUCACUAUGGUCGGAGGGUAAAUUAUACUAUGGACGUGUUUGAACUGAAGAGCAAUGGACCACGAAAGAUUGGCUACUGGAAUGACAUCGACAAGCUUGUGUUGGUACAGGAUGGAAAUGGUCUCUCCAAUGACAGCUCAGGCAUGGAAAAUCGAACGGUUGUUGUGACCACAAUCAUGGAGGGUCCAUAUGUGAUGCUUAAGAAGAAUUGGGAGCUUUAUGAAGGCAAUGACCAGUAUGAGGGAUACUGCGUGGACUUGGCUUCAGAAAUUGCCAAACACAUCGGAAUCAAGUACAAGAUCUCUAUUGUUCCUGAUGGAAAAUACGGAGCCAGAGACCCAGAGACGAAAAUAUGGAAUGGCAUGGUUGGAGAGCUUGUGUAUGGGAAAGCAGAAAUUGCUGUGGCCCCACUGACCAUAACAUUGGUGCGAGAAGAAGUGAUUGAUUUCUCUAAACCCUUCAUGUCUCUUGGAAUCUCCAUCAUGAUCAAAAAGCCUCAGAAGUCUAAACCAGGUGUCUUCUCCUUCCUGGACCCACUGGCCUAUGAGAUCUGGAUGUGUAUAGUGUUUGCUUACAUUGGAGUCAGCGUUGUCCUGUUUUUGGUAAGUCGCUUCAGUCCAUAUGAGUGGCAUGCAGAGGAACCAGAGGAGGGUGCCACAGAGCCGGGCCCCACUGACCAGCCUCCCAAUGAGUUUGGGAUCUUCAACUCUCUAUGGUUUUCUUUGGGAGCCUUCAUGCAACAGGGCUGUGACAUCUCACCAAGGUCCUUGUCUGGACGUAUUGUUGGAGGUGUGUGGUGGUUCUUCACUCUGAUCAUCAUCUCCUCUUACACAGCCAACCUGGCUGCUUUCCUCACUGUGGAGCGGAUGGUCUCACCUAUAGAAAGUGCAGAAGACUUGGCUAAACAGACAGAGAUAGCCUAUGGGACACUGGACUCGGGCUCCACAAAGGAAUUCUUCAGGAGGUCCAAGAUAGCCGUUUACGAGAAGAUGUGGUCUUACAUGAAAUCUGCCGAACCAUCUGUCUUCACCAAAACCACGGCAGAGGGUGUGGCAAGAGUGCGCAAAUCCAAGGGGAAGUACGCCUUUCUCUUGGAGUCCACUAUGAACGAAUACACGGAGCAGCGAAAGCCUUGUGACACUAUGAAAGUGGGAGGAAAUCUGGACUCCAAAGGAUAUGGCAUUGCCACACCGAAAGGCUCACAGUUAAGAAAUGCGGUCAACCUGGCCGUGCUAAAACUCAACGAGCAGGGCCUGUUGGACAAAUUGAAAAACAAGUGGUGGUAUGACAAAGGAGAAUGUGGCAGCGGGGGAGGGGAUUCCAAGGACAAGUCGUCCCAGGCUCUAAGCCUGUCCAACGUGGCAGGAGUCUUCUAUAUCCUCGUUGGCGGCCUAGGCCUGGCCAUGCUGGUGGCUCUGGUCGAGUUCUGCUACAAGUCACGGGCCGAAGCCAAGCGCAUGAAGCUGUCAUUCUCCGAAGCCAUGCGGAAUAAGGCCCGACUGUCCAUCACGGGAAGCGUGGGGGAGAACGGCCGCGUCCUGACUCCAGACUGCCCCAAAGCCGUGCAUGCUGGUCACGCCUCCCAUCGACACCUCGGCCUUGCAGUGGUCUCCUCCGGACUGCCCUAAAAACCAAAAACACCUGCCGUGCCUUAACCACACACAAACAUGAAGACUUUAAAAUCAAAACACACACAAACAUACACAUGCUUGCAGCAUAUAUCAUAUAUACACACAUCAUUAUAGCUACAGAAAACCGAAUAAAAAUACUCAGAAACAGAGACAUUUUUAACACUUGAAUACACAAGAACAAACUCUGCGAAACCAUUUCACCUUCCUGCUGCCACUGGUUCAUUUUACAGAAGACGAAUGAACUAAAACUGUGGAGUGAGCGGUGCAGAAAAAGAAAGAUGGACAACCAAGACUCCACACUUCCCUACAGCAUUCAGAUUUUGUUUCUUGUUUUAUGUUUUGGAAAGAACAAUUGUGUGACCAUUUUAAGUCAACAUGAAAGCUAGCACAGAUUUUCAUAACUGAAAAAAAAUUAUCUGAGAAAACAACCACAAAGCUAAUCAGACCGUGAUGAUGGUACCGAUAAAGAUGAUGAUCGAAUCUUUUCAAGACACCCAAAACCACUCCGUUCCUGCUCUGUCUUUAUUGGACAAUAAGCCACACCCCCUGACAAAGUCCUUAGUAUUCCCUGCAAACAGUAUUUUUAAGAUCAUCAUUGUGGUUAUCAUCCUUACUUGCCUACAAAGACUGCGUGCCAGAUAUUAUAACCAUUAGGAGACCAGAAAACUGUAAGCUUGAACGGUCAGACUGUGCAAACCUGCUCCUUUGUCACAGACUCUUCAUACUGAAUGAAAAAAAACUUUUUUAAACAUACAUACAGAAUGAUUUUUUGCUCUAAGUCAGCUGGGUAAUCAACCACUGCAGUACUGAAAUAACCUCGAAACAUGUGGCAGAUCUUUACUACAGAAUACAAAGGAGUUUGUAAAAGAAAAAUAUAUUAAUUAGUAAAGUCUUUUCAUCAGCAGUAACAUUAUAUUGCUAGAAGCACUCAACAAUAAGAUGAUUAUUACUUUUUGUUAAGUUGCAAUGGUAAAGUUUUGAGAUUUGAAGAUGAAAACAACACAUGGGCAGAUCUUAAAUGGCUCAAAAUGCUUCUCAACCUAACCACUGGGACAUCAGAGACCUUUGCACAACAAAUGAUGAAGGCUAUGUGGCGACAAUUUAGAACCCAGACCCAAUAUCCAUUCCCUUUGAACUUUUCCAUAUGUUGUCAUUUUUUAUUUCAAAUACAAAUCUGAAAAGUGUGGUGUGCCUUUGUAUUCAGCCCACCAUGAGUCAUAAUUUGUAGAAAAACCUGGAAAUAAGGCUGUAAGUCUUUUGGACUACUUCUCUACUAGCUUUGCAUGUCUGCACACUAUUCUCCUUUACAAAACCGUUUAAACUUCAUUCAGUUUUGAUUCUUGCCCCAGAUUCCUAAUUGGAUUUAGGUUAGUAUUAUGACCUGGCCAUUCUAAAGUACAAAGAAGUAUUCUUCAUAAAAUGAAGAACAUUAUGGAGAACCCUGAUCAUCCUCUUCAUGAGACUUGUUCAACAACAGAGUGUCUUCAGUCAGAGGCUUCUUGAGAUCUGCUGUAAGACAGAGCGCUACAGGA
Molecule: messenger RNA, 4520 nt
Organism: Girardinichthys multiradiatus
Lineage: Eukaryota; Metazoa; Chordata; Actinopteri; Cyprinodontiformes; Goodeidae
Gene: gria4a
Product: glutamate receptor, ionotropic, AMPA 4a
Exons: 18
Coding region: 262-2985 (907 amino acids)
Biological process (GO): monoatomic ion transport; modulation of chemical synaptic transmission; synaptic transmission, glutamatergic
Cellular component (GO): postsynaptic membrane; AMPA glutamate receptor complex; dendritic spine
Molecular function (GO): AMPA glutamate receptor activity; transmitter-gated monoatomic ion channel activity involved in regulation of postsynaptic membrane potential
Source: RefSeq, a predicted model, not a curated record